AUGGCAGCAGAUCCCGCAGAGGAUCCGGCCGAGAAAAGCGAGGCCCUGGAUGCCUCCCAGGAAGAUGUGGAGCGCUGUUUGCCCUCCUGGUGGGAUCGCCACUGUCAACUUCAGCAUUCCUACGGCACCUCUAUACUGUCUGUACGGGUGAAGGCCCUCGGGCUUCAAGAAGUGGACAUCCCCUCCCUGCUGUUGGCCCUGGGAGCCUUCUGCGCGCGCUGCAUCGACCCCACAGUGGAGCUGGUCUUUGAGCUGGACGCUUCGGAGAACGACCUCUCUGAUGAGGCGGGAGCGCUUCUGGUUGACGGUCUACAUCGCAUGGGCCAAAGUCGACCAGGUCAGGCGAGACUCCGAGUCUUGAAGCUGCACAAGAACCAGGUCGGGGAUGUGACCUGCGAACGAAUUGCGGCACUCAUCUGGCACCAAAAGCAGGCAGUAGAGGAGAUCCACCUGUCGCACAACGAGGUGCGGCAAAAAGGCAUGGCGGCGCUUCUCGCUGCCCUCGCUUUGCACCCCGAACAAGCUUAUCCACGAGCCACUCCAGGCGAAGAGGUUCCCUGCUGGGUGCGGUUGGAGCACAAUCAGGUCUCCCAUCCCGAGUACCUUCUGAACUUGCUUGGCCAGAAUCCGACGAAGCUGCGAAUAUGUCUGGCUCCUCGUCGUGACCGAGGGCCAAGUUGCACCUCCUUCAGAUGUCAGGCUGUCGAGAACGUGGCUCAUGUUCAUCUGUACUGCAUCGACAAGCAGGACGAUGCUCAGAUCGAGACAAAGAAGCAUGCCCAGGACAUGGUGCAGCAAGCCGUGGCGGAUUGCCACCAGGGUCGAGUGGGUGGCGGUGAGCUGUCCAGGGCGAUACCUCCUGAGCCCAGUGGUCCCCCAGCAGAUGCAGCAGAGUGCCGUCUCGUGGAGCUCAAUGUGGAUCCAGAUCUUGGCGCCGGGCUGUACCUCAGCGAGGGUCAGUAUGGCUUUGUUGUCGACGAUGUGGACGAGAAGCCGGGGCAGCAGCUCUCACCUGGAGAUGUGGUCUUGGAAAUAGACGGCGUGCAGUUGUGGGGCGACUUGGGCGAGGAGCGCCUGGGUGAGGCAUUUGGCAGCCGUUUCGCGGACGGUGCUCGGCUGCGCGUUGCUCGAGCCGACGCUGUACAGGGCCGGCCCCUCUGGCAGCCCCUGUCGAUUCCUGGAGCAUCCUUGUCCUCACGGUGCGAGGGCUUGCGUGAGUCCUUGGAUCAUGACCUAACCAUCAUGGGCCAGCAGUGUGGUGUGCAGACGAAGCUUGAGGAUGAUGGUGCCUGGUUUCGUGGUCCUCCGCAGCAUCAGCGAUGGGCCGCGGAUGAGCUCCCAAGGCUGCUGGCCUUCUACUUUCCCGAAGCCUCGCUCCCGUUUCCUUCGUGCCAUUGGCGCGGCGACCCCGAUGAGACCUGCAACAGCACGAAGCCUGCAGAGCCCUCUGGGGAGGCAGCAGAGAAGAUGCUUCGAGAGCUCCGACUUGGCCAAUUGCCACCAGAUGCGACUUUCGCGGACUUGGCUGCUUGGGAGAAACUUCUCCGUGGGCAGUGGUGCGAAGAUGACAACAUCUUUGACGAGGAUCUGCCAGUGGAGCCUUUAGAAGCGCCAGACGAUGGUCCGGACGUGUUUGAGGGACAGGCGCUUGCACCCCAAGCAGAUGUCUCGCAGCCACUUCGGGUCCUGAUGCUGGUCGGACUGCCAGGAUCCGGCAAAAGCACCUUGGCCGCCAGGAUGCAACGUCUUGGGUGGGUAGUCAUUAACCAGGACACACUGGGGGACAGGAGGAAAUGUGUCGCUGCAGCCAAUGAUGCCUUGUCUGGCGGGCAAAAGGUGAUCAUCGAUCGUUGCAAUGUCACCCGACUGCAACGGCGCGUGUGGCUCGGAGUGGCAGACGAGAAUGAGGCCAGUGUUGCUUGCAUGUGGCUAGAUGUGCCAGAGGAGGAAUGUGGCGACCGGGUGCUCCGUCGCUUUGGCCAUCAGACACUUCCAGCCAGCGAUUCCAGCCUCGAGGUCAUUUCUGCUUUUCAGGAUCGCAUGGAAGUACCCGUGGAGGCUGAAGGAUUCAUACUGUGGCAUGCUCGAGACGACGGUGACGUCGAUGAGGCAGUUGCCGAGAUCCAGGAGCUUGCCGAAACCAGUGAGGCCCAAGCCGAGGCUGCCGAGACGGGGACGGCAGGAUAUCCCCGGGAGCAUCCCCAGGAGUAUCCCCGAGCUGCGCAUGAGCCGCGCGAGGGCUUCACGUACAAGGCGGUGCAGCGCCGGGGAGUGCGUGCGCUGUACCUGCGGACAGUACGCCGUCAGAUCGAGUACUACUUCUCUGACAAAAACCUCAAGCAAGAUUGGUUUUUUCAAGAGAAGAUUCUCGAGGCGCCUGAGCCGGAGUGGCUCGAGAUGCGCUGGAUCCUGUCGUGCCCACGCAUUCGGGAUGUGCAUCGAUGUCCUUGA
Messenger RNA from Symbiodinium natans, 2451 nucleotides. The record is from the annotation of a GenBank genome assembly. Lineage: Eukaryota; Dinophyceae; Suessiales; Symbiodiniaceae.